This is a messenger RNA of Geodia barretti, 1368 nucleotides long. Lineage: Eukaryota; Metazoa; Porifera; Demospongiae; Tetractinellida; Geodiidae. The record is from the annotation of a GenBank genome assembly.
AUGCAGCCGAGUCACAUCCCGAUCGCGGUCGGCACGGCCCUGCUCUGGGGCUUCGGGUUCGUGACCAGCAAGUACGGCGCGGACCACAUGCCGCCGCUGUUCUUCUUGGCGCUGCGCUUCACACUGAUGGCGUUGAUGCUGGUCUGGUUCGUGCGCCCGCCCAAGGGCCGCUGGCUUGCCGUGAGCCUCUUCGCGCUGACUAUGGGCGCCGGUCACUUCGGCCUCUUCUACAUCGCGCUCAAUAUCGGCGUGGAGGCCUCGACUGCGGCGAUCAUCUGGAUCACGCAAGUGCCACUCAGCGCCCUGUUGGCGGGGCUUGUCCUGCACGAGCGCCCUGGGCUGGCUGGCCAUCGUCGGCAUCGCCAUUGCCUUCGGCGGUGCCGUGGUGCUGUGUUCGGCUCGACCCUGCUCGCCUAUUGGGCCUGGUACUAUCUGCUCGCGCACAACCGGGUGGCGACGGUUGCCGGCUUCAUGCUGCUCGUGCCGGUUGUGGGCGUGAUCUUCGGCCUCGUCAUCCUGGGCGAGCCGCUCACCUGGCAGACUCUCGUGGGCGGCGUGAUCAUCGUCUCGGGCGUGGCCCUCAUCGUGCUCCGGCGCAAGAGGGAGCCUGCUGCGGAAUCGGAGCAGAGCGUGACGAAUGAGAGCGUCGCCGGGCGUGCGGCGAUCGACUUGCCCUCGCCCAAUCGGGACGACCGGCCUGCGGACGCCGGCCCGGUCGACACGCUGGUUCUGCACUAUACCGGCAUGGUCUCGGCCGAGGCUGCGCUUGAGCGCUUGACCGCGCCCGAAGCCAAGGUCAGCGCGCACUGGUGCAUCGGCGAGGACGGCACCCUCUGGCGGCUGGUGCCCGAGGAGCAACGCGCCUGGCAUGCGGGGCUCAGCGAAUGGCGCGGCCGCCGCUCGGUGAACGACGUCUCGAUCGGGAUCGAGCUGGUCAAUCCCGGCCACGAGCAUGGCUACCGCCCGUUCCCCCCUGCCCAGAUGGAUGCCUUGCUCGACCUUGCUCGCGCGAUCGUAGAGCGGCACGCCAUCGACCCCCUGCAACGUGGUGGCGCAUUCCGACAUCGCGCCCGAGCGUCGGCAGGAUCCCGGCGAGCUCUUCGACUGGGCGCGCCUCGCCGAGGCGGGCAUCGGCCUCUGGCCGGAGAGCGUCGCCGAGCCUGUGGGGGAGGGCCGUGCACUGCGCCAGGGCGAUCGUGGCGCUGCCGUCGGCGGCGACAGGAGCGGCUGCGCGCGGUCGGCUACGGGCUGGCAACCGACGCCGACUUCGGCACUUCUACGGCGGCCGUCGUGCGCGCCUUUCAGCGGCAUUUCCGUCAGGCGCGCGUUGAUGGGGUCAUCGAUGCCGGCACGGACGCCGGUGACUAG